Molecule: messenger RNA, 2207 nt
Organism: Amyelois transitella
Lineage: Eukaryota; Metazoa; Arthropoda; Insecta; Lepidoptera; Pyralidae
Exons: 2
Coding region: 610-1977 (455 amino acids)
Source: RefSeq, a predicted model, not a curated record
CCCCGUCGACCAACGGGGUAGAUGGCACAGAUUAAGUAUCAACCAUCCCGGUGUGUGUUUUGAACGGGGCGGAUAGCACAGAGUGAGUAGCAUACGGCCCGGUAGUGUGAAGUAGGAAGAGUUAAAUAAAAAAGGUUUGUAAGGUACAAUCAGUUUUUAUUUUUGACACAAAAACGUUAUACAUACAAAAAUCUAUAAAACAUUAUCUUUAAAAACUCACAGCUAGAUAUGUUUUAGCAAACGACAUUUACUCACACUAUCUCCUUACAUCGAUUACUCUUUAUGACUAACAUAGCAAAUAACAAUAGGGCUCAAAAAUUCUUGGAAACAGCAUCGAACAAUAGAACAAACUACCCUUAUCUACGAGUAUAGUGCAACCAACCAAUAGGAAGCGCAUCACAAACGCAUUGUCCUGUGACAUCAGUCGCUCUAAAGCGGUCACAGUUGUGUGUGGUGUCGCAUGUCGGUGUUGUUUUAUAUUGUGAGGGUACAUAACUAGGUAAGUGAAGUGACUUAAUAUUGCUAUUUGACUAUGUAUUUCUAUUAUUAGUAAAUGUUAAUGAUUCUCAACAAUAAUUAAAUUAAUUAUUUUAGAUUUCAUAACAAAAUAUGGAAGAAGAAUUCCCAAGUUGCUCUAUUGGCCAAUCAGCUAUUACACAUGUAAAAAGAAACGGUGGCACUGUUCUUUUACGUGGAGGACACCAAUAUGUAUUAAAGGAAAAAUAUAAAAAUGGAACCGCAGCAUGGGAAUGUAUUAACAGAAAAAAACAGAAAUGUGGUGGCAAAAUAACUGUUAAGGACAAUCAAAUUGUAACAGAGAAGAGACAUGAAUGUCAACCGGAUUUCAUUAAAAACGAAAUUGAUGAGGCUUUAUUUAAAUGCAAACAAGAUGUAUCGUCACCUGAAUUCCCAACUGUUACCUCAGUCUAUAAUGCUGCAGUUGCAUCCUACAAAAACUCUGGCUUUGAUUUGAUACAGAAAAUUCCACCUUUAAAAAGUGUAAAAAGUACAUUAUACCGAGCGAGAAAUGCCUCAAAGGGAAUGAAAAAAAUUAAAUACACGAAUUUGGCAGAAGUGGAGAUACCGUCAACAUGCAUGGAUUUUUUAUUAGCCGAUUAUUCAUAUGAUGAACAACGUAUUUUAGUAUUUUCUUCUCAAAGAAGCAGAGCAGUCAUAUCUCAGGGUAAACAUUUUAUGGGUGACGGAACAUUCAAAAGCUGCCCAACUCCAUUUCUGCAGCUCUACACAAUACAUUGCGACAUUGGUAGCACCGACAAAUCAACUAAUAUUAUUCCAGUUGCUUAUGCAUUACUCAGCAGCAAAGAUACUGAUACAUAUGAAAAACUGUUUUAUAUAAUUAAAUCUCAAAUACCAGACUGGAAUCCGAUUACAUUCAAAACAGAUUUUGAAAUGGCAGCCAUGAAUGCUAUUAUAUCAGUGUUUCCAAAUGUUAUAAGAAAAGGCUGUUAUUUUCAUUUUUCCAAAGCCGUAUGGAAGAAAGGCAAAGAUUUAGGACUAACUAAAUCUAAAAUAACCCGCAGGCAAGUUGCACUCUGUGCCGUACUCCCAUACUUGCCACAAGACCAAAUUUUUAAUGGCUGGUUCUACAUAGCUGCGCACAGCCCAGACGAUAAAAAAAGCAAGAUUUUUCGUAAAUAUAUGGUUACUCAGUGGCUUCGCGAUGAUUUUAUACCCCUAUGGUGUGUAUUUGGGGAGCGUCAUAGGACUACCAAUAAUCUUGAGUCUUGGCACAACAAACUUAACAAGCUUAUCAAAAAGAAACAACCGAAUAUAGUGGAAUUAAUUAAAGCACUGCAAAGCGACGCCUCUUAUUACGAAGUUAUAUCACAACAAGAUCGAAAUGUAUGUAAUCGUUUGAAGCAGUCUAUACAUUGGGAUAAUUUUAUCCUCGAAAAAACUUUAGAAUUUAUAGAUGGACAAAUAACAAUAGGUCAUCUUCUGGAAAUGCUACGAUAAUUAGAAGUGAUGAAACUUAUCUGUGAUUAAGAUUAAUAAAUCAAAACAAUUAUUUAUUAUAAUAAUUGUUUUGAUAAUUAAUGAUAAGAUUAAUAAAUCAAAAUAAUUAAGCAAUUAGCAUUUAGUGAAACUGAAUCUUAUCUGUGAUUAUAGUACUAGUAAGUUAAAAGCAAUUAUUUAUAGUAUAACUAAAAAAUAAGGUAGCAUUAAGUAAAACCGAAACACUACUA